This is a messenger RNA of Sus scrofa (pig), 2465 nucleotides long. It is a transcript of the gene CHAC2, whose product is annotated as ChaC glutathione specific gamma-glutamylcyclotransferase 2. The record is from RefSeq and is a predicted model, not a curated record. Lineage: Eukaryota; Metazoa; Chordata; Mammalia; Artiodactyla; Suidae. Gene Ontology annotation, cellular component: cytoplasm. Gene Ontology annotation, biological process: glutathione catabolic process. Gene Ontology annotation, molecular function: glutathione specific gamma-glutamylcyclotransferase activity.
AAUUAAGUUUUUCUUCGUGGUAUUUUCCUGCUGACUUCUUAAGACUUGUUUUGCAGAGUCUUUGAACCUGGAUGUUCUCAUAUUCUUUCAUAAAGCUAAAUCCUCAAUUAAGAUAAUUUGUUAAGGCUUCUGUAUUCACAUACAGAAACAGACUUGCAGGUCCAAGUAAACUUCCUAAACAGUAUUUUGAACCAGCAGCUCUAACCUGCAUAUCAAAACAUUUUUUAGGAUACUUGACCCUUUGGAGAAACUCAUGAAAACCAUUAAAUUUUUCCCCAGAUAAAUGUACAUAGAUCCCAAAUUUUGUAUACAAUUUCAGGAGGUCCCACACAUGGCUUCUUAAGCCUAAAUACAAGCUAAAAUCUUUGCCUACAUUUUUCUGAGUUAGCUUCCGAGAACACUAAAGAUGAAUGAAGUCGUUUCACUUGCAAAAUUUAAAUAUAUAAGCAAUUUUUGUUGAAAUAAUAGCUCUCCCAGUCACAAAACUUAAUGAGGUAAACUUUCUGCUUUUAUUCGAAAGACUAAAAAUAUUUUUUAAUAUAAACAAAACAAAAAACAGGUUAUAUUCCGAGCUUGCACCUGGCUACUGUUACACGGGCAGAAAACCAGUUUUCAAAGCAUAACAAAAUGUCUUUUUAUGUGCCAACUUCAGCCAGCCGUAAACAGCUCAACUCCGUAUCUAGACUACACCAGCCACGACUCCCACCCUCUCUCUCUCCUCCUUCCCCCUCCCUGCUCGAAAAAGACAAACAGUUCCAGUCUUAGAACCACAAAUCCCAAAACAAGAUUGUGGGUGUUGUAGUCCUUUGCACACAAGCACUGCAAUAAAAGCAGGGUGAUUUACGGAGGCUGCUGAAGAAUCCAAUACUUAGCAUGAAGGAGAUCAAAGCUUCUUGAUACCCUAAGCAAACAAAAUAAUCAUGUUGACUGAGACAGAGUAGGAAAAUAUUCCUCGAACUGCAAGUCCCAGCGUGCUUUGCGCCCCCAAGGACGGAGUGAGCCCUUUGCGCCUGCCCAGCCGGUUGCUUGCGUCCGGAAAGCUGAGGUCCCUGCCGGCAGCAGAGACCACAGUGAAGGAGACAGCUACUGCUGCAGCUCCCGCUGCUACCGCCGCCGUAGACCCCUGACACCGCCGCCACUGAGGAGGAAGAGCCGGAGAAGGAUGUGGGUUUUUGGUUAUGGGUCCCUCAUCUGGAAGGUGGACUUCCCCUAUCAGGACAAGCUGGUUGGAUAUAUCACAGGCUACAGCAGGCGCUUCUGGCAAGGCAGCACCGACCACCGCGGAGUUCCUGGCAAGCCUGGAAGAGUUGUGACUCUUGUUGAAGAUCCUGGGGGCUGUGUAUGGGGUGUUGCUUACAGACUGCCAGUAGGAAAAGAAGAAGAAGUAAAAGCAUACCUUGACUUCAGAGAGAAAGGAGGCUACAGGACCACAACAGUCAAUUUUUAUCCAAAAGAUUCUACAACAGAACCAUUCAGUGUGUUGCUAUAUAUUGGAAGAUGUGAUAAUCCUAAUUAUCUUGGUCCUGCACCUCUGGAGGACAUUGCUGAACAAAUUUUUAAUGCAGCUGGUCCGAGUGGAAGAAAUACAGAAUAUCUUUUUGAACUUGCAAAUUCUAUUAGAAGCCUUGUGCCAGAAGAUGCAGAUGAGCAUCUUUUCUCUUUGGAAAAAUUAGUUAAGGAACGUUUAGAAGAAAAACAGAACUUCAGUUGCUUAAAAAGACCUAAUCAUUGAGAGUUUUUGUCUUCAGAGAAUAGCUUCACUGCACAAUGGCAAUAUGAUUUGUAAACAUUUUUACUGGAAGAUCUUAGCUGUGUUUAAUGUUGUAGUCGAGAUAUCAUCAAAAUUUAUAGUUUAAUUGCAAGUGGCCUAAACACAUACAUAUGUGAAAUAUUGGGGUAUAGUUAAAGAAAAAAUUUGUUUCAAUAAUAUAAUGAUUUUGCAACUAUAUGACCCUGAAUACUUGCUCAAAAGAAGUGAGUUCUUUAGAAAAAUAUAAUGAAGGACUCAGUUCAGAACUUGUUUUUAUCUGAAUAAAUAUAUUUCUGUUGUUUCAUAUUACAAUAUUAUUUUGAAAUUGUAGAGAAUUAAACCAAAAGUCCAGUAAACAUAAUAAGGUUAUACCUUCAAUGUAUCCCCACACAUUAACUCUGUAACUGUGGUUUAAAACACAUAAGUGUAAAAUAAGAAGUAACUAGAAAUGUAUGGUAGUAUAGAAAAAAUUUUGGCCUUGAUUGUGAAUUUCCUUGUUUAGGUAUUAAAUAAGACCCUUUCUAAUUUAAGUCAAAAAUUUUAGCAUUUUAAUUUAAAAUUUUCCUUGGAAUUAUAAUGUACUACACCUCUGCUUUUCUGAAUAAACAUAUUUUACUACAUGGAGGAAUUUCGGCUAAAAAAGCACAAAUUACAUUAUACAAAUCACAUCUACUAACAAUGUAGUCUAUCAUUCAUUUUUAAUUAUAUUGAAACU